Messenger RNA from Camponotus floridanus (Florida carpenter ant), 1230 nucleotides. It is a transcript of the gene Mob3, whose product is annotated as MOB kinase activator-like 3. Gene Ontology annotation, molecular function: protein kinase activator activity. The transcript is spliced from 5 exons. Gene Ontology annotation, biological process: signal transduction; positive regulation of protein phosphorylation. Gene Ontology annotation, cellular component: cytoplasm; nucleus. The coding region runs from base 441 to 1148 and encodes 235 amino acids. The record is from RefSeq and is a predicted model, not a curated record. NCBI's taxonomy places the organism in Eukaryota, Metazoa, Arthropoda, Insecta, Hymenoptera, Formicidae.
CUGGUACAAAGCCUUAAUUAUGCACCAAAAGCUAGUCAGGUGCAUAGGUGUAGCGCAGGUAACGAAUUCGCUAAAAGCCAUGCAAGUCAAAGCCAUAAAUAAUUCUACUUAUAUUUUUAAUCACAUUUUAUAAUAUACACCAUGCUGUUAUAAAUUUAUUGUCUUCAGUUGCAAAACAAGAGUGUAAUACAUUGGAGUUUUGAUUGCAACACGAGCAAUCUCGGAUAAUAAUUUCAAUAAAUAAUCUCUUGUAUUUUUGUCUACGUGGAUAGUCUACGAGAAAGAUUUUUACUUAUAGUUUUUUCGACAAUAUAAGUAAAUAUGACGUUAUGAAAAUUUGAAUUGAAAAGCCUUAUAUAUAAUUGUGCCAAGUGCGUGCUGGCCGGUUUCUUAGGUUUUUUUUAUGAGAAUAUAACUGAGGAUAAUACAAUUUUUAUACAAUGACUACAUUAAGUGGCUUUAUAGAAUUCUUCCAGAAAGGAAAGACAUUUAGACCAAAGAAGAAAUUUGCUCAUGGAACAUUACGUUAUUCUUUACAUAAACAAGCUCAAGCUUCCCUUAAUUCUGGCAUCAACUUAAGAGCUGUUGUAAAAUUACCACCUGGAGAAGAUUUAAAUGAUUGGAUUGCUGUUCAUGUUGUGGACUUUUUUAAUAGAAUAAAUCUUAUAUAUGGUACUGUAUCUGAGUAUUGCGAUUCAGCAUCAUGUCCAACAAUGAGUGGUGGAGCACGUUUUGAAUAUUUGUGGGCAGAUGGUGAAAAAUAUAAAAAGCCAACAGCAUUACCAGCACCACAGUAUGUUACUCUUCUUAUGGAUUGGACUGAAGCUCAAAUUAAUAAUGAAACAGUUUUUCCAGUAUCAACAGAUGUGCCAUUUCCUAAAACAUUUAUACCAUUAUGCAGAAAAAUCUUAACACGUCUCUUUAGAGUUUUUGUCCAUGUAUAUAUCCAUCAUUUUGAUCGCAUUGUAGCAAUAGGAGCAGAAGCACACGUGAAUACAUGUUACAAGCAUUUCUAUUACUUUGUAACAGAAUUUGAUUUAAUUAAUCCUAAAGAAUUAGAACCAUUAGCUGAAAUGACUGCCAAAGUUUGUAAGGAUAGUGCUUCUCCUACUCGAAGCACACUGCCAUCAAACAAUCAAAGUAGAUAGUUUACUUAUUUUUAUUUGUUUAAUAAUAACAAAACUAAUUAUACAAUUUACAGUAAAUUAGCAGAAUCUCCAAACAUAUAUA